UUUGACAGAACUGCAAGAAGAGAUCGCGACAGACUCUAGAAGAUACAUCCGACACACACUGCGAAGCGCGAAUGAUGGGGGUAACACGACCGCCACUGCCACUGCCACCACGACCGGUACUGACCCCAAGGACACCAAGGAGCCGACCAAAGCCUCCCCUUCUCCACCGACCGAGAAACUCAGGCAUGCACAGAUGACCCUGAACGCCCUCGCUGCAGAGAAGAUCGUGCUCGCGACGCGCAUCGUCGAGCUCAUAUCGCGCGCACGUGCUCGGCUCGAACACGAUCUGGGCCGCGUGCUGGUGUUGCAGGGCGAGCCAGACCCGGCGGCUACGGUGAGCGCGCCGGCGCUUGCUGCGAUUGGCGCGGGGACGACGGGCGUCAAUGCGGAGUAUGUCUUGGGCGGACGUAAUCCUGCGCAACAGAUUACAGAGAGUCUGCGUAAUGCGUUUGCGGGCGGAGCGGGGAUUGCGAGUGGUGGGAGUGGUGUGGGUGUUGGGGCCGGGGCUGGGAUGAAUAGGAUGGCGGUGGCGGUGGGAGGGCCGGAGUUUGGGGGAGCACAGAAGAAACGUAAGCUUAACACCCUUCAAGGCUCUAUCAAGUUACCGUCGCCGGCACCUGCCUCUCUGUAUAACCCUGCGUUGAACCACCACGGACGAGGCCGUCGUCGGCGCGCAAGGGAUGCAUCCUCCGAUAACGACGCGGAUGACUAUGACUUUGGUGAUGAAGGUAUGGGAGAGGAGGAGGGUGAGGGCGGAGAAGAAGGUGGGGAGGGAGAGGAAGUGGAUGACAAAGCUCUGUAUUGCUUCUGUCAGAAAUUGAGUUAUGGGGAGAUGGUCGCGUGCGAUAACCCAACUUGUCCGUAUCAAUGGUUCCACUUGCCAUGUGUAGGUCUAAAGCCACCACUUCCAGAAACGUUUUUCUGUUCGGAAUGUACGAGACGUGGCAUGGGCGCACCUACGGCAUCGGGGCCAGGUCGCAAGGGACGAAAGAAGUAAAUGGCAGCCAGUGGGUAGGAUGCAGGGAUAUAUGCAAUGUAUUAUGAAGGUCAUGGGCGAAGGGAGGCCGGUAUCAUAUUGUUGAAGAUAAGAUAAAUGGGGACUGGGGAUAGAUUAGGAGGUAGUUGUGAUACGAUAGCGAACAGAGGGGGAUCUCCGAGAAGGUGAAGCCAGUCAUAGGUGAAAGAAGAGAGGCGUAUGAGGAGAGCGGGGAAAUUCCGAGAAGGUGAGAAGAGAAGGGAGUGAUAAGAAGACAGGAAGGUUCGGGCGGCAGCGAGGAACUGGAUGGGUAAGCUCAGCUGAGGUCUAUCUAUUGAGGUUGUAGCCGGAGAUUGUUCUGCCACGGACAUCGGUUGGAGACGUGUAUUUGUAUGAUUUGUCUAUUGACCGUGCUGUCCGCCCCUCCUCGUCCACCCAUACGCCGUCGAGCGUCCACUUAUACCCCACGCACGUGCCAUGUCAUCGCCACCUGACUUGUUGCGGGCGAGGCGCUGUGGUGGUGGGGGAAUGGAACGAUGUUUGAAGGUUCUAUCUUGGAAAGGAGCAUUGGGGAAAACAAGAGACGAGUAUCGCGGUCCUCGGACGUUGCUCACCAGCGUUGUUGUGCGUGCUUCCAUUUGCAGUGCCCUAAACGUUGAACCAUUGUCGGCGUCCAACCUUAGUACUAGUACCCUCCCUUGUUAUCACAUUCACACGCAUAAUUAACUGGGUCGUGAAAUGUAUUGUAUUGUAUCUCCUUAUUGUAUACUACUACAUCCGUCCAUUCCUGGCAGUCUGAGCGCGACCAUGCUUUCUCGUGUGUGCUGUCAAACUGAAUGCUGCUGUCAUACUCGAAUCCUGUGCCAGAGAGCCUGACUGCAGAGCCUGCUGUGACCCAAAAUAAGGUUGUUCUGCAGGAGGAGGCGUCAGGUUUAGCUUUCGCUUUAGUCGUGUCCGUAACAGGACCUCGAACACGUUGAGUGUCCAUGACAGGGAUGACAUAUCGCAGUCAUAUCGCCUGGAUGGUACGCGAGAGGGCUUAUGUGGAUGGACCAAGCUGUUUUUGGGUCAUGUGUAGUAUGUGCUUCCGCGCUCGCGAUUGGGUUGGGUGAACUGUUCUAGUGGGCUGAGCUUACUGCAUGCCUGUUCAGGAGAAUUCAUACGGAGAGCUGUACGUUGACUGUGGUUGAUACUAUUGCCC
This is a messenger RNA of Serpula lacrymans var. lacrymans S7.9, 2177 nucleotides long. RefSeq lists its product as uncharacterized. Bases 194 to 997 code for a protein of 267 amino acids. Gene Ontology annotation, biological process: regulation of DNA-templated transcription. The transcript has 3 exons. Gene Ontology annotation, cellular component: nucleus. The record is from RefSeq and is a predicted model, not a curated record. NCBI's taxonomy places the organism in Eukaryota, Fungi, Basidiomycota, Agaricomycetes, Boletales, Serpulaceae.